AUGUUCCUGGCUGCCAGGUUAAAAAAUGUAAUGUUGCCAGAUGAUUCUAUUCUAAUGAAACAACCUAGGGGCACUACUGCCCAUUGUAUAUCCAAAGUGUUAGAUACAGACAUAGUUGCUGUCAUAUGGAAAGAUACAAAAAUUGUAAGUUUGCUGUCGACAUUUACUGCUAUAGACCCAGUUGUAAAAGUAAGUAGGUUUGACAGAAAACAAAAAAAAAGAAUUGAGGUUGACUGUCCAAAUAUAAUACAAGUCUAUAACAGACACAUGGGUGGUGUUGAUUUACUAGAUGGCUUACUUGGGCGUCAUAAGAUAAAGAUGAGGAGUAGAAAAUGGUACAUGAGGGUUUUCCACCAUUUAUUGGAUGUAACUGUAGUAAAUUCUUGGCUUCUACAUAAAAGAAUUCAGAAACAGAAAGGAAAUAAUAGUGUGCUAUCAUUGGUAAAGUUUAGGGAACAACUUGCUUUAUCUCUCUGCAAAAUUGGUACCUAUACCCCAAAACGUGGACGUCCCACCAAUGAUGUACAAGAAGGAAUUAUAAAAAAAGGUAAAAUGGGCACUAAAAUAGGACAGCAUGCACCCCCAAAAGAGGUGAGAACUGAUAAAUUAGAUCAUUGGCCAAUUGAAAGUGAAAAAAAAACUAGAUGUAAGAAUCCAGGUUGCAAAGGUUUUACUUUUAUGAUGUGUGGAAAAUGUCAAAUAAGUUUAUGUUGUGGCAAAGGACUAACUUGUUUCACCAAAUGGCAUACAACAUAA
Rhopalosiphum maidis (corn leaf aphid) is the source of this 756-nucleotide messenger RNA. Its product is annotated as piggyBac transposable element-derived protein 3-like. Lineage: Eukaryota; Metazoa; Arthropoda; Insecta; Hemiptera; Aphididae. The transcript has a single exon. The record is from RefSeq and is a predicted model, not a curated record. Bases 1 to 756 code for a protein of 251 amino acids.